This is a messenger RNA of Racocetra fulgida, 1257 nucleotides long. The record is from the annotation of a GenBank genome assembly. NCBI's taxonomy places the organism in Eukaryota, Fungi, Glomeromycota, Glomeromycetes, Diversisporales, Gigasporaceae.
AUGUACGAAAUCGAGCAACCAAAUAUCGACUGGGAAAUCAGUUCAGAAAGUUCGGCUGAUACUAUCAGUGAAGAACCUGUCUUAGUGCAGCAGGAGAAUGAAAAAGAUGACGCGAUUGAAGAGUUUGAUAUGGAAUCCGGUGAUGGUCAAUUUAUAUCUCAAAAUGAACUAGUUGUCACGAUAGAUAAGAAGGAUGAAGAAAUGAGUGAGACAUCGAAUAGCGAUGAAGUUGAAUCCGAAACAACUCAUGAUUUUCUUGAUGUUGCUAGUUUGUUACACCCGUCAUUGGAGCAACAAGAACCGGGGCAACGUCAAGAACUACAUGAACCGACCGUUUGUCAUGAGUAUCUUAAGCAGAAAUCUAAUCAACAAAAACAACAGGAUCAACAGGAACAACCAAAUUUAUCGUUUAAAGAAUUUUCGACAAAGGUCGAACAAGUCAUUCAAAAAUGCCAUAAUGUUAUUGCCGACAAUCCAGAGAUGCUCGCCACGGCGAAUUCAGUAUUAGAUGAUGUUUUGGAAAAUACUCCGAUGUAUAUCGAAUUUGUAUUGAAUAUGCUAAAGUCAGUAAAGAAUCAAUGUGCUAGCACUAAUUCGUCAAAUGACACUUCAGCUUCUCAACAUGACCAAGAUGGGAAUCCUUCCGACAUGCCCGGUAGCUUUCCUAGUGGUUCUACACCUGUAUUCCAAUUUUUGCCUGGAAACCAUCAUCCGAUCACUCCACUUACUUUGCCAAAGCCGGUCACUUCUCUCCCUCCAUUUCCUGGUAGUUUCCCAUUGACAAAUAAUGAAAGUCAGGAUUCAAAUUCUACUUUGGAUCGCGAACUAGAAUACCUUCAUGAGAUGGGUUUUACGGACAGGGAGCAAAACCUCAGCCUUCUUCGGCAACAUAAUGGUGAUAUAGAAUCUGUCAUUGAAAAUAUCAUAUCUCAAAAGGACAGCGUUGGAUCUUCCUCAUCUGCAUCACUUUUCUGUCGACGAGAUAGAUCAAUACUUAACCAACCAGAGCGACGUAGGGGGAUGAAGCCAUAUUGGCAAUGGAACAAUGACAAAGAGAAAGACUCCUGUUUGCGAAGAGACGAAAAUAAUGAACGUGUAACUUCAACAUCUUUUCGUCUUCCUAGCAUUAACGUUGCCAAUGAUAGGGGGCGUUUUCCUCGGCACCGAUCAAGGCAUCAAAGAAUUCCUGAAGUAUUUGAGCAAGUGAGAUGGGAAACAGAAGAAGAUAUGCCGCAAAGAUCUGGAAUGUAUGAUUAA